AUUGGAUCUCUAGCGCUCGCAGUGGUGCUCACUCAUGAACCGCACCGCAGUGAGACAUUUUACCUUUUGCUGUAGCCUUUUCCACAAUGGAGAACAAGUGCAUUUUCCAUGGAAACAUGCGUGUUUGACACUUUUACUAACUUUUGUGUAUCUUCAGUUGGACCCCUUUACAUUGAGAGAAAUAUGCCGGAGCGUAUCAACAUUUCGGAGUUUGUUGCUCUGACAAACGAGGACUUGGCUUCACCGGCUACUUCGAGUUUUCAGUCCAAAAUGAGUGAAUGUCGGAACACCGUUUCGGCAGUCGAAGAGUCCUUAGAGAUGGACCAGAGCACCUUACAGAGGAUGAAGAAGAUGAUCAAGGCCAUCCACAGCUCUGGACUAAGUAAGCGCACGCACGUCCAGAAUUUGAACAAUAUAAUCUCUUUUCCCUUGGAGAAUGUCUUGAAGAGUGAGCUUAGAGACAGCAGACUGGAGUUGAAGAAACAGUUGGAGAAGAGCUGGAAGGAUUAUGACAUCAAAGUUGGGAAGCUGGAGAAGGAGAGGAGGGAGAAGAGCCGUCAGCCGGGCCUGAUCAGGAUGGAGGGAUACGAGGUGACGGAGGACAUGGAGCGAGAGAGGAGGACCUUCCAGCUGCAGAUGUGUGAGUAUCUACUGAAGAUCCAGGAGCUGAGGGUACGUCAGGGUCCAGACCUGCUCCAGAGUCUCAUCAAGUACUUCCAGGCCCAGCUCAAUUUUUUCCAGGACGGCUUGAAAGCUGCCGAGAACCUUAGUCCCUUUGUGGAGAAGCUGGCUACAUCGGUGCACAUGGUGCGUCAGGACCAGGAAGAAGAUAUUCUACUGAAGAUCCAGGAGCUGAGGGUACGUCAGGUCCGAACCUGCUCCAGAGUCUCAUCAAGUACUUCCAGGCCCAGCUCAAACUCCCUAAGACUGCUGCUACAGAUGGAGGGGAAAGAGGAGUACCAGACCAGAAAGAACUCUGGUAACGGCUACAGCAUCCACCAGCCUCAAGGCAACAAGAAGUACGGUACGGAGAAGUCAGGCUUCCUACAGAAGAGGAGUGACGGGAUUAGGAAGGUUUGGCAGAAGAGGAAGUGUGGUGUCAAGUACGGCUGUCUGACCAUCUCCCACAGCACGAUCAACCGACCACCUGCGAAGCUCAACCUCCUGACCUGUCAGGUGCGCCCCAACCCCGAUGAGAGGAGGACCUUUGACCUGGUCACACAUAAUCGGACGUACCAUUUCCAAGCCGAGGACGAGCAGGAAUGCAUGAUUUGGGUGUCGGUGCUGCAGAACAGUAAGGAGGAAGCCCUGAACACAGUGUUGGGAGGGGACCAGCCGCAGUUCCAGGACUCCGGGCUGCAGGAGCUGGCCAGGGCAGUCAUCACCGAGCUUAGACACAUGUCCGGCAACGAGGCCUGCGCCGACUGUGGAGCCCACGACCCCACGUGGCUCUCCACUAACCUGGGCAUCCUGACAUGUAUAGAGUGUUCUGGGAUCCACCGGGAGUUGGGAGUCCACUACUCCAGGAUCCAGUCCCUCACGCUGGACAUGCUCAGCACCUCCGAACUACUACUGGCAGUCAGUAUAGGCAACACCCGCUUCAAUGACAUCAUGGAGGCCAAUCUUCCCAAUGAUUCCAUCAAACCCCUCCCCCAGAGUGACAUGAAUGCCAGGAAGGAGUAUAUCGUGGCCAAGUACGUGGAACGGCGCUACGUGCUGCACAGGGACCGGGACAGGGWGGAGGGUGAGCCGUGGCGUGUGUACGAUGCCGUGAGGAGCCGGGACCUGACCGCUCUGCUGCAGCUGUACGCCCAGGGAGAGGACCUGGCCAAGCCGCUAGCACUGCCUGAGGGACAGGGAAUAGGGUGCCAUUUUGGGACACAUUCUCUGUCACCAGCAUUGACCUUUAGUACUGUCUUAGCUACACCAGCCCCCGGAGACAUACAUGUACAUCACAUUGACUCCAACUGUCUGUCGCCACUUAACAGUGUCUGUCUGGAGAAGAGGACUCUAGAGGGGAACACUGCUCUACAUUACAGCGCCCAGCACCACAAAACAGAGUGCCUCAAACUGCUGCUCAAAGGAAAGGCUGUCCUCCACACAGUGAACUCAUCCGGAGAGACGGCCCUGGACAUCGCCAGGAGACUGCAGCACUCCCAGUGUGUGGAACUGCUAGAGCUGGCCCAGAGUGGGAAGUUCAGUCAGAUCCAUGUGGAGUACAUGUGGGAGACACAGAGCCAGGACCUGUACGACAGCGAAGAUGACCUGGAUGAGAGGGUAAACACCCACAGGAACACACACACACUGAAUACGACCUGGAUGAGAGGGUAA
This is a messenger RNA of Salvelinus sp. IW2-2015, 2331 nucleotides long. The record is from RefSeq and is a predicted model, not a curated record. NCBI's taxonomy places the organism in Eukaryota, Metazoa, Chordata, Actinopteri, Salmoniformes, Salmonidae.